AUGUGUGUUUGUCUAAUCAUCGUGAUUCUUAUCUUUAUAAAAGGUAAAGAUGUUUAUGAAAAAUAUCGAAAUUUACGUACAACAUUUUUUCGUGAACAUAAACGUGUUACAAGUUCAUCAUCGACAAACACCAAUAAUAGUACUGAUGAUCAAGGUGUUGAUGAUAAUGGAAAUUCAACAUCGAACGGAAAUACGCAUUCACAUCAACAACCAUAUGUAUCACGUUGGAGACAUUAUACAAAUAUGCUCUUUUUAGCCAAUAAUAGCAAUAAUAAUAAUGUUCAUCCUAAUCAUCAUAUUUUAUCUAAUGGUGAAAUAAGUAGUAGUGGAGGUGGUGGUGGUGGUGAUCAAUCACAAACUAAUCCUACUACUACCACCACUAUCGGAAAUAGAUCAUCAAUUAUUGGAAAUAGUCGUACUGCUGUAUUAAUUAAUAAUAAUGAUGAUACAACAUCCAUACAAAAUGGUCAUGAUUUAGAAUAUGUUGAUACAAUUCGGGCUGUUCAUAGUGUUGUUGGAAUAAUUGGUACAUCCGCCAUUGCUCAACGUAUUCCUUGUACAGCAGCAACAGCUUUACAAACAACAUUUCAUCCAACAGCAUUUUCAGUGAUACAGGCUCCAUCGGCAACAUCAUCCACUAUUGGUCAAAUAAAUGGUGGUGUUAAUCUAUCGAAUCGAUUAACAAGUGGCGGUGGUAAUGGUCAAUCAACAUCAUCAUCAUCAACUACAACAGCAAUAACGACAACAACAACAUCAUCAUCAACAUCACAACAUCAGGCAAUAUUUUUUAAGAAUCCUGUUAUUGAAUUACAAUCAUUAUCACCUGCAUUAUUGACUGCUGCAAAUUCUCAAACGACGAUUAAUAGUGGUGUUGGUGGAGGUAGUAGUGUUGCCGUUCCGGUUACAGCUGUAAAAACACCUGGAACGCCUACAUUUGUAUUGACAACAUUGGCAAACGCUGUUCCAACAUUACAUUCACAUCAUAUCAAUACUAGUGUUGGUAGUCAUCGUAUCCGUCAAUCAUCAUUAUCAGGUUCAAUAAGUCCAAUACAAUCACAACAUCAACAACAACAAUUGCAACAAAUAAAUUCAACUAUUCGAUUAUCAUCAUCAUCAUCAUCGAAUUCAAAAUUAAAUUCCAGUCAUCAAGAUCAACAACAAGCAUCAUUUAUAUUUACAAAUGGUGGUGACGGUGAUAAUCAUAAUACAUCGAUUGGAAAUAAUGUUACAAAUUCAUUAAAUUUAUCAUCAUCAACAACAACAAAUAGCAGUAGUAAUAGUAGUGGUAUCUAUUCAUUAACAUCAACCAAAUCGAAUAUUAUUUGUAAUAAUGAUGAAUUACAUAAUGUAAUCCGUAAAAUUGUAAGUGAAACAAUAAUUCAAUAUGAAGAUGAAGAUAUGGCAUUUUGUCGUAGUCUUGCCUCAUCAUUACGACGAUUGGAACAAUCGAAAAAAGAUGUUAUAAAAUAUGAAUUACAAAAAGUUAUUGUAGAAUCAACUAAUUCAGAAUAUUUUCAACAACAGCAGCAGCAACAACAAUCAACGGAAAUGAUUUCCAUUACAACAACAACUACAUCGACUACAGGAUCAUCAUCAUCAUCACCAACGACAUCAUUGACAACAACAGCAAAAGAUUCAUCAAUCAUAUCGAUCAAUCCAAAUCAACAACAACAAUCAAAUAAAAUAGUAACAACAAAUUCAUCCGCAUCGAAUACAGUCAGUACAAUUAUGACUGCCGGUUCGAUAUCGAUUAAUAAUAAUCAAAUUCAACAAACAACUCAAAUUAUUGAUAAUGAAAAUUCAAAUAAUAAUGAACAAAUUAAAUCACCACCAUCAUCGCCAAUAAUAAGAAAUAAUAAACGUGAUUUUGAUGAUGAUCAUCCAGAUCAAUCAAUAAGAAUUGAAAAUAAAAAUGAUGCUAAUGGAAAGACUACUGUUGCUGCUUCUGCUAAUGAUGACGAUCAAAAAAAUCAGGAAAAUAAAUAUAAGAAAAGAAAAUUGAGUGAUAAAAUUGAAAUCGAAUGAUUCAUACACACACACACACACACAUUCUCUUACCAUUAUCUAGAAUCGUAUUUUUGGGCACGAUUGUAAAAUAAUAUAAAAUUCAAUGUGAUUCUUUGGUUUGUUUCUUCAGAUUUUUUAUCGACACACACACAUCCAGCAUUUUUUUUAUAAAGGAAAAUAAUUUGAAUUUUA
Molecule: messenger RNA, 2199 nt
Organism: Dermatophagoides pteronyssinus (European house dust mite)
Lineage: Eukaryota; Metazoa; Arthropoda; Arachnida; Sarcoptiformes; Pyroglyphidae
Source: RefSeq, a predicted model, not a curated record